CAGGUGGCGCUGUGGGCAAGUGUUCCGCCAUCAACCGUAGAAGAAGAAUCUGAGCGGCGAAGAAGAAGUUAGCGCGGGUGUUUUGACCAGUUAGCUAACAGCUACAAACAGUUAGCGGGAGCUGAGAGACCGCCGCUCGCUCGUCUCAUCACCGUGUUUCUCCUCACAGAGCGUCACAGUGAGGCUGUCAUGGAGUCCACAGAGAGCAGAUUCGCUCACCUGCUGCAGCCAAUCAGAGAGCUCACCAAGAACUGGGACAUCGACGUGGCGUCAGAGCUCAACGACUAUUUAGAAGAGCUGGAUGACAUGUGCAUCACAUUCGAUGGAGGGAACACCAGGCUGAACUUUGCAGAAGCGGCUCUGUUGAUUCAGGGCUCAGCCUGCAUCUACAGCAAGAAGGUGGAGCUGCUGCACAGUCUGGUUUACCAAACUCUGGAGUACAUCAACGACAAAAACAAGAAACGGAGCAAACAGACGGCAGCGUCUCAGGAGGACGGUGCGGACGGAGCAGCAAGCAACCAUGAUGUCGACGAUGUUGCUGUGUUCACUCCUCUGGACCUUGAUGUCUCCGAUGAAUCACAGAAGGCCGAAGCCCACACAUCGGCCUGUGUCGCUCCUCUUCCUCCAGAGUCUCUGAUUCCUCCUGAAACUGCAGAGAAACAGAAACUUCCUCUCAUCAGUGUGAAAGGGGAGGUCCUGUGCAGUCUGAAGGACUUCAGGAUCAAUAUCUUUGUCCCUGGAGAUGAAGAUCUGAUCCUCCUCACGCUGGGAUCAGCCGCUUCCAGACUUCUGCUGGAUGAACGUCCUGCAGACUCGCUGCAGCAACAAGACGCUGCUGCUUCAGUCCUCGCUGAGGUCGAAGAUCACGGCGGCGAUGCUGCUGAUGGUUUUGUUCCUUUAGAAGAGAACCACAUGGAGUUAGACCAGGACCUGGAGGAGCACGUGGACCGACACCAGGCUCCGUGUGAAGGCCGGAUGAUCCGAGAGAGACGGCAGGUGGAAGGCGACAAACUGAGAAAGAAGGAUGAGUCGAGGCCGGCGGUGAACGUGUGGGCGCUCCAUGACCCGUACGCUGAGCUCGGGGAGGACAAACCCUUUAAAUCAGGAAAAUGCUACAAGGUUCCUGAAGGUCUGGACGAGGGUGGGAAGAGGAAAAGGAAACGGCCGGCUUCACUUCAGGACUUCAGGAGCUGGUUCAGAGGGACCUUUGAUCCUCCAGAGCACAAACUAAAAAACGGACCCACGUUUACAGACCUGAAUUACAUCUACAUGAGCACCAUGAGGGACAAGCUGAAGACCAGGAGGAGGAUCUACAGGAGAGCGGGUGUGGUCGUCUCUGAUGAGGAACUGAGGCGGACCUUCCUGCAGCCAGAGGAGGCGGGGCCACAUCAGCAGGGGGAGGAGCCUGUGGAUGGAUUCAGACACCCUGACCUGCUGGGUGGAGAUGAUGACAACUCUGACAACGAACACGAAGCGUUUCCUGAUGACGGUCCAGCAGAGUUUGAUGGAGGUCCAGACUUCAUCCCAGCAGAUGCUCAGAGAGAUGAACUGAGUUAUGAAGAUCUGGUGAAGCUGCGUGUUGAGCAGCUGGUGGUGAGCAGCAGAGACUACACUCAGGAAACUGCUCUGUCUCGACGAGUCAAAGACUGGGAGGACAAGAUCCGACCAGAGCUGUCUCUGCAGGAAGAGCGUCCGGUGUUUGACAUCCACGAUUAUGGCGACAGGAUCGUCGGCUCGCUGAGCGUCGUCGGUCAGCGCAGAUCGUUCGCCUCCAUCGUCGCUGGAUUGGACAACUUUGAAGCCUGCAAGUACCUGCUGGCCUCACUGCAGCUGGCGAACGACUACACGGUGGAGGUGGACAGCGUCGCGGGUCUGGAGGACAGCGUGGACUCGAUGGGUCUGACUCUGCUCAGCACUCACAGAGCGACGGACAGAUUCAAAACUCUGACGGCUUCAAACUGAAACACAGACGAUGAAAUGUUUGACUUCUUUACUGUAAAGCUCUUCUGUUCUCUGCUCGUGUUGUCUCGUCCUUGGAUUCAGCUCAUCGUUGAAUCAUGAUCUGUCUGUUUUAAGGUUCUGAUCAGAAACAUGAUGAUAAUUAUGCUGACGUCUUUCUUGAAUAUGAAGAUCUGUAAUAAAAAAAAUGUCCAUUAACUUGUUUGUUCAUCACCAAAGAAAAUAAAGAGAGUGAUCCUCCGUGUCUGUCCAGCGGAGACACACAGGACAGCCAGACUUAAAGACUCACGUUUUAGAGGACAGACGAUGGACGCUGAACGUUCUACGUGUUGAAAGAUGAAAUGAAUCCCUCUGCUCUCACCUCCACACAGCGACCUCAGGGUUCACUGAUUGAUGCUGAAGCUCUGGAAUAUCAUCCAGUUUAUCUGUCAUGUUUCCAAAGUCAGAAACAAUCUGAAUAAAAUCUCUGGU
Acanthopagrus latus (yellowfin seabream) is the source of this 2430-nucleotide messenger RNA. RefSeq names its product non-SMC condensin II complex, subunit H2 (gene ncaph2). The transcript has 20 exons. Gene Ontology annotation, cellular component: condensin complex; nucleus. Gene Ontology annotation, molecular function: chromatin binding. Bases 190 to 1962 code for a protein of 590 amino acids. NCBI's taxonomy places the organism in Eukaryota, Metazoa, Chordata, Actinopteri, Spariformes, Sparidae. Gene Ontology annotation, biological process: meiotic chromosome condensation; mitotic sister chromatid separation. The record is from RefSeq and is a predicted model, not a curated record.